Molecule: messenger RNA, 1237 nt
Organism: Nicotiana attenuata
Lineage: Eukaryota; Viridiplantae; Streptophyta; Magnoliopsida; Solanales; Solanaceae
Product: cytochrome P450 CYP72A219-like
Exons: 6
Coding region: 1-1149 (382 amino acids)
Molecular function (GO): heme binding; monooxygenase activity; iron ion binding
Source: RefSeq, a predicted model, not a curated record
AUGGUGCGGGCAAGUGAAGAGGAGGAGUAUAGAUGCCCCGGUGAGAAGGUGCGAGAGGUUGUCCAUGGUGGGGCCGUGAAGAGGCAGGGUUUGUCACCUUAUCAUCUUGUCUUGUUGUCAUUUUUACUUGUUGAGUCUCCUUCUUUUACUUUUACAUCGAGUUGGGGCUCUAUCGGAAGUUGUGAGUUGGAUGUGUUAAACGAGUUUCUAAACUUAGGUGGAGAUGUUAUAUCAAGAGCUGCCUUUGGUAGCAAUAUUGAAGAAGGAAGGUCAAUUUUCCUACUUCAAAAGGAGCAGUGCGAACUAAUUUUGGCGUCUCCAUUCACCCUUUUCUUUCCCUCGCUAAGAUUUCUUCCUACGGCUUCAAACAGAAAAGCAAAGUACAUCCACAAGAAAGUUAUAUAUAUAUCUUUGAUACGAGGAAUAAUAGAGAAACGAGAAGAUGCUGUGCGAAGAGGAAUUUCAGACAAUGAUGAUAUUUUAGGCCUACUCCUAAAAGCAAGAAAUGCAGAUAACAAGUCUAAAGCAGGAGGAAUAACGACCGAGGAUGUGAUUGAAGAAUGUAAAGAAUUCUACUUUGCAGGUCAAGAUACAACCACAGCUUUGCUCUCUUGGACAAUGGUGGUCCUGAGCAUGCACCCCGAGUGGCAAGACAAAGCUAGGAAAGAAGUAUUUCAAGUCCUUGGGAAAAAUAAACCAAAGUUUGAUGACUUAAAUCAGCUAAAAUUAAUAAACAUGAUCUUCCAAGAGGUGUUGAGAUUAUAUCCAGCGAUAUUUCUUAUUCGAAGCACGUCAAAGAGCACCAAACUAGGAGACAUGACAAUUCCAGCAGGAGUACAAGUGUGCGUGCCUACUCAUUUGGUUCAUCGCGAUCCAGAAGUAUGGGGAGACGAUGCGUUAAUGUUCAAUCCAGAGAGGUUCUCUGAAGGGGUAUCGAAAGCUGCAAAAGAGCAGAUGUAUUUUCCGUUUGGUUGGGGUCCUCGGAUGUGCAUUGGGAUGAACUUUGGCAUGUUAGAAGCCAAGCUGAUUUUAUCUCAAAUUCUGCAGCGCUUUUGGGUUGAGCUCUCUCCUUCCUACACUCAUGCCCCUCUGUUGACUCUGAUUAUGAGACCUCAGUAUGGUGCUCAGAUAAUCGUCCACAAACUCUGACUCUUCGAGUUCGGGCUGGAGUUGUAAGUCGUACUAGUACUAGUUUUUGAAUAAAGGUUGAGAUGUACUCUGCCUACUCUAUUAUGCA